Molecule: messenger RNA, 2744 nt
Organism: Anastrepha obliqua
Lineage: Eukaryota; Metazoa; Arthropoda; Insecta; Diptera; Tephritidae
Product: kelch-like protein 1
Exons: 9
Coding region: 1001-2632 (543 amino acids)
Molecular function (GO): protein binding
Source: RefSeq, a predicted model, not a curated record
GCCAAGAAGGUGGAAGAACGCAUCGCGAAAUAAACGGAACCCAGCGGAGUUGUAAAAAUGGCAUCUUGUUAAAUUCACGCUACUGGAUCGGCGAGAAUUAUGCUUAUCACGCGAAAUAUUAUAUAAUAUUAAAUAGGUUGGGUAAAAGGAAAUCCAUUAUUUUCUCGGCCGAUGGCUGUAGUGAUCGAUCAAACAAUUUCAAGUUUAUGCUCGUUGUCAAGCUGACCUUUCACACUAAAAAACUUGUUUUGCUUUUUUUUUGUUGCUUCCAUUCAGUUGUGCGUUACAGGGUGUUAACAAUGGAAGUCCAGAUUAAGAAUGGUGCUACACAAAAAUAGUAAAAAGUGUAAAAAGUAGUAGUAGGCGGUCACAUAACAACUGAAAAUGUAAUCGCCAAGAUGCUAAGUAGCGAAGAAACGUUGGAGAUCAUCAGUGUUUUCGCGGAAAGAAUUAUCCGUAUAACAAAGCGGCACUUGGACGCAGGCACAUAGGCCACAUAGACCUUUGUAAUGAGGAAGAUGCAAUGCCGCUAAGAAGUAAUGCCAAAGCGGUUCCAGGGUGGGUGAUGGUUCCAAACGAGGAGCAGUUUUUUACUCCUCGGACAUACCAUUACUGCGACAACAGCUUUGAUGAUGCAUUAGGCAUUUCAAACGACCCCAUCCGCAAAAAAAAAAAACAAAAAACAAAUUUCGUUGUUUCAUUUUCAUUUAAAACUGGAUAUCUCUUAAUUGUUCACCCUUUACGUCACUACUGGUCAAAAGCAAAGUACUUUUUAUUUUCAUUUCAGACAAAGAACAAAUACGCUCAUGCGACCCCUACUGCGGUUGCACACUACUGAGCGCACACACACAUACUCAACAUAUAUACACAAAUGUAUGCACUUAGGUACUAUAGCGAUACUAAAUUAUAUAAAAUGAGUUUGCAGCUGUCAAACGGCACAGUCAAUCCUUUCGAUUUACGGAAAAAUAAUCAAUUUUUUUUAUGAUAUACUCGUACAAAAAUGGAUCUUUCAGUUAAGGACCGUAGUGAUCUCCAGCAUAAUUGGGAGGUUAUGCAGCAGGUGUAUACAUUUUAUAAUGAACAGAAAUUCACAGAUAUUUUAUUUGAAUUUUCCAAUACCGAUUAUGCUUUUUCUGCGCAUCGCCUAAUCCUAGCAGGGGCUAGCCCCUAUCUAAUGGAACUCUUCGACAAAGCCGAGCCAGACUGCACCAUAAUGACUAUAACGGAUAUGGAUAGUGACACUUUUGAGCAAUUAGUGAUUUUCUGCUACAACGGGCAAACAGAUAUAACAGCAGGUAAUGCCGAGCGUAUGAUCAGAGGUGCCGUUACAUUGCGCUUGGAUGGCGUUAUUGAUGUUUGUGUAAGCUAUUUGAUGGCUCACAUUGACGAUUUCUUGUUGCGCAAGUUGAUCGCUCUAGAAGCUGAUAUAAAGUGUGAAAAACUGGAAACGCGUCUAAUGGAUUACGUUGCUGAACAUUUCAAAAAGGUUAUCAACAAUAACGAAAUAUUUGGUCUUAGCCCGGAGCAGUGGAAAAUUGUUAUGAAAAAAGUCGACGUGAGUAUCGUUUCGCAAUUUAAUAUCUCCUGGGCCAUUAUUGGCUGGUAUAAAUAUAAAUCAUUUGAGCGCCAACAAUACUUACCCGCAUUGAUUGGAACUCUAAGGCUUACCGAAUUCAAUGAUGAAUUUAUACUGAAUGUAAUUAAACCGCUCCCGGGUUGUGAACAGUUAGCAACAGAAGUGAUAAAGAAGCGCGCUAAUAUGAACACUUGGUUUGCUGUGCAAAGGGUGCAAGAGAACUGGACAGGACCUAAAACUAUUCUCCAAUUGAACCUAGCUAAAGAAGAAUGGGAAAAAGUUACUAUCAUUGAUAUGAAAAGAUACUUUUUUUGGACAGCUUUCAUGGAAAGCAAAAUAUUUUUUAUUGGUGGCACAAGUGUUUUCGGAUACGAAAGGGCCGUUGAUACCUACGAUUUGGUAACGAAAGCGUGGAACGCUUUGCCCCGCAUGCAAGAGCAUCGCGUUGAUUUUUGUGUCGCACUGCAGGAUAAGAAUAUAUACGCAAUAGGUGGACAAGAUAGAUACACAAAAUACUUGCAGACCGUAGAAAGAUUCGAUGUCUCAGCUUCUAAAUGGCAUUAUGCAGCGAGCUUAGCUGCGCCACGUGCCGCUGCCGGUACUGCAGUUCUGAAUGACUACAUAUAUGUAAUUGGAGGAAGCAAUGGUACCCAAGUAAACACCGUUGAACGUUACCAUGCAGCUACAAAUCGUUGGACAGCGUGCCGCUCUAUGAUUGCGAAAAUAAAAAAUCCAGCAGUCGCUGUACACCAGGAAUUUAUAUACGUGAUGGGCGGAUUAGGCAACGUUGAACGGUACGACCCCCGGCGGGACGAAUGGACAAAGAUCGCCCGCUUAAAUAUUGCGCGUAGACAUAUGUGUGCUGAAUCAAUAGGUGGACAACUAUGGGUUUUUGGUGGUACCGGAUCCACAAAGAUGGAUGAUACUGUUGAGGUUUAUGAUGUGUCAACCGACCAAUGGCAGAUAAAGAAGGCCCUACCAGAAACAGGAGUUUACAGUUGUUUUCCAGAGCCCACGAAAUUGGUAGAAAAACUAAAGGAAGAAGCAAUUAACUAGAAAUGCUUUUAAUGGAGCUAAAUCUUAGAAACAGACUUGUGAAAUGAGCAGAAAUAUAUUUUACAAUUAUUAAAGCAAUAAUCGUAGCCGUUUCAUCUUUGUAACGUGAAAA